AUGAAGGAUUGGCAUGGGGUAUUCGCCCAAAAUGUGCUCGUCCCGCCCCAUCCCCAGAGGGUGCGCCAGCUUCCGAAGGAAUCCACAGCGUUCCAGUGUGUCCUCAAGUGGCUGGACGGUCCACUCAUCAAGCAGAGUGUGCAGGAAGUGCUGUCAGAAAUCGAAUGCCACCUGCGGGUGUCUCUUUUGGAUGUCACCUACCGACACUUUUUUGGGAAGACGUGGAAAACCACAGUGAGACCAACCAAGCAGCUCUCCAGGCAGCCACCCAGGAUCAUCUUCAACGAGCCCUUGUAUUUUCACACGUCCUUAAACCACCCUAAUAUCGUGGCGGUGGUAGAAGUGGUCACAGAAGGCCAGAAACGAGAUGGGACCCUCCAAAGGUUGUCCUGCGGGUUUGGAAUUCUUCGGAUCUUUAGCAACAAGCCCGAAUCUCCUGCCUCUGCUUCCCAGGACAAACGGUUGAGGUUGUAUCACGGCACCCCUAGAGCCCUCCUGCACCCGCUGCUCCAGGACCCCAUAGAACAGAACAAGCACCUGACCCUCCUGGAGAGCUGCAGCCUGCAGUACACCUUGAGGCCACACCCGGCCCUGGAGCCCGCACUCCACCUCCUCCCCGAGAACCUCCUAGUGUCCGGCUUGCAGAACAUCCCAGGCCUGCUGCCAGCGCAUGGAGAAGUGGGUGAUGCCCUUCGCAAACCUCGCCUUCAGAAGUCUGUCACCUGGUACUUGGAUGAUUUGUUCUUCAACCUGUACCCUUCCCUGGAGAAAUUUGAGGAAGAGCUUCUGGAACACCUCACUAGUGAUCGCUUCCAGGAGGGCAGCGGUCCUGGGGACAGCAGCCUGGAGAUUCAGGAGCGGCGCCUGUGUGUGGGUGUGCACAAUGGGCUGACCUUCGUGCAGAGGCCCCAGGUUGUUGUCCUGGUACCUGAGAUGGAGGUGGCCCUGACCCGCUCGGCCAGCUUCAGCCGCAAAGUUAGCUCUUCCUCCAAGAGCAGCUCUGGAAACCAAGCUCUGGUUUUGAGGAGCCGCCUUCGACUCCCUGAGAUGGUCAGCCACCCUGCGUUUGUGAUUGUCUUCCAACUGGAGUACGUGUUUAAUGCCUCCGCAGGACUGGACGGCAAAGCAGCAUCUGUCACUUCGCUGUCCAACUUGGCAGGAAUGCACAUGGUUCGCUGGGCCGUCUGGAGCCCCAGGCUGGACGCCACCUCUGGGCGGGUGACCUUAGCCCUGCAGGGCGGGACCCUUCCCGGCCCCUCACACUGUCUGGUCUACAAGGUGCCCUCAGCCAGCAUGAGCUCAGAAGAGGUGAAGCAGGUGGAGUCGGGGACAGUGCAGUUCCAGUACUCACUCAGCCCAGAAGAACACUUGGACACAUCUCCCGAGCAGGCUGUCAGUACCAAGGCAGAGCGACGGCAGCCCUCCAAGAAGCCACCCACGUCCCCUUCAAGCCCGCCAGCACCACCAGCCUCCAGGCUCGCUGCCACCCAGGACUCACCCGUGGGACCAGGAUUGUCCAUCUCCCAGUUGGUAGCGUCCCCGCAGUCCCUGGGCCAGUGCCGGCUACCUAGACCCUCACCAUUGCAGGGUGAUGGCUCACCACCAGGCCCAACACAGGCGGAGGUCCCCUUUGAGGGCAGCAUCUCUCACCUGGAAGCUAACCUGAGCAAGACUUCUGUGGUCCUGGACACGUGUGUGGCUGAGCAAUUGCAGGAACUGCCUUUCAUGCCCUUGCAUGCCCCGAUCAUUGUUGGGGCUCAGACCAAAAGCUCUGGAAAUGCGCUAUCUCGGGCCUCGAUGGUGCUCCUGCAGGCGUCUGGCUUUCCAGAGAUCCUGGAUGCCAAUCAGCAGCCAGCGGAGGCUGUGAGUCCCACAGAUCCCGUGAGAUUCAGCCCUCAAAAGGAAGAGGCAGACUGUUUACAGAGCAAUGAAAUUGUGCUGCAGUUUCUGGCCUUCAGCAGAGUAUCUCAAGACCACAGGAGCACGCCGUGGCCAAAGACUGUGUAUUUCACCUUCCAGUUCUACCGCUUCCCACCUGCCACCACGCCCCGGCUGCAGCUGGUCAAGCUGGAUGAGGUUGGGAAAAGCACCUCAGGCCCCUUGUCCCACAUCCUUGUGGCGAUGAACAAAGACGGCUCCUUUGAUGCUGGAUCUCCUGGCUUCCAGCUCAGGUACAUGGUGGACCCCGGGUUCCUGAAACCUGGGGAGCAGCGCUGGUUCCUCCGGUACCUGGCCAUGCAGACCCUGCAGAUUGAUGUUUGGGAUGGCGAUGCUCUGCUGCUCAUCGGCUCAACCGCUGUCCAGAUGAAGCAUCUCCUCCGCCAAGGGCGGCCUGCUGUCCAAGUCUCACAUGAACUUGAGGUGGUGGCAACAGAAUAUGAACAAGAUGUGGUUGUAGUCAGUGGAGACAUGACCCGAUUUGGCAGCGUCAAGCCCAUUGGUGUCCACACGGUGGUGAAGGGCCGGCUGCAUUUGACCUUGGCCAAUGUGGGUCAUGCAUGUGAGCCAGGUGUGAAACAUUCCCGCUCGUUACCACCAUCCAGAUCGAGGGUCAUCUCUAACGAUGGGACCGGAGGCUUCCCAGGAGGCAGUCUUCUCUCGAGGGCUUCCCCAAGACGAAGCCGUGUGGUCCAGGCCCAGAAGCUGGCCGACGUGGACAGUGAGCUGGCUGCCAUGCUGUUCACCCAUAUGCAGCUGGGGAGCCGGAACCCCCACAGUGCAGGCCGAGAGUCAGAUGCUGUCCGCAGGCGUAAGCUAGAGCGGAUGCGGUCGGUGCGUCUGCAGGAGUCUGAAGGGGAGCUUGACGGCCGGAGGAGCAGUGUGCUGGCCCAGCAGAGUGUCCGUGCACAACACUUAAGGGACCUGCGGGUCAUCGAGGCCUACCGUGAGCGCAGGAAGGCCGAGGGCAUUGCCGGCCUGCUGAGCCUGGCCAUCACCACCCAGCACACACUCUACGCCACCCUGGGCACUGCCGAGUUCUUUGAGUUUGUCCUGAAGAACCCUCACAACACACAGCACACAGUGACCAUUGAGAUCGACAGCCCAGAGCUCAGCAUCAUCCUGGACAGCAGGGAGUGGCGGCACUACAAAGACGCCACCGGCCUGCUCACUCCUGUGGAGGAGGACAUGUUCCAUCUGCGUGGCGGAGGCCUGGCCCCACAGCUCUACCUGCGCCCCAAGGAGACUGCCCACAUCCCCUUCAAGUACCAGACUUUCUCUCUUGGUCAGCCAGCCGCGAUGCAGGUGGGCCAGUGUGGAAGCCUCUUUGGCACUGUGAAGGCAUUUGUAGGCCUGCAUUACCAUGUGGUGCAGAAUCAGUACUAUCUGUGUGGGCUUGACACCUCCCAGCAGGAAGAUGUGGUCCUGAAUGACCUUCCCAAAGGGCACGUGGUCACCUUCCGGGCAAACAGCGGCAAGCCCCUGGCCAUGCUCUGCCUGGCCGUGGAGCCCCAGCCCCAUGUGGUGGACCAGGUCUUCCGCUUCUAUCACCCGGAGCUCACCUUCCUGAAGAAGUCCAUCCGCCUGCCCCCAUGGCACACGCUUCCAGGUGGCCCUGUGGGAGCACCCGGCGAGGACCCCUCAAUCCAUGUUCGAUGUAGUGACCCCAACGUCAUCUGUGAAACCCAGAAUGUGGGCCCGGGGGAGCCCCGAGAUGUGUUCCUGAAGGUGGCCAGUGGUCCGAGCCCUGAGACAAAAGACUUCUUUGUUUCCAUCUACUCGGAUCGCUGGCUGGCGGCGCCCUUCCAGAUCUGGCAGGUCUACCUUCACUCCCUGCAGCGUGUGGAUGUCUCCUGUGUCACAGGCCAGCUGACCCGUCUGUCCCUGGUCCUUCGAGGGACACAGACAGUUAGGAAAGUGAAAGCGUUCACCUCACACCCCCAGGAGCUGAAGACAGACCCCAAAGGUGUCUUCGUGCUGCCCCCUCACGGCGUGCAGGACCUGCAUGUGGGUGUGCGGCCCCGUCGGGCCGGCAGCCGGUUCAUCCACCUCAACCUCAUUGACGUGGACUUCCACCAGCUGGUGGCCUCCUGGCUCAUAUGUCUCUCGUGCCGCCAGCCUCUCAUUUCCAAGGCCUUUGAGAUCACCAUGACAGCGGGCCAAGGGAAAGGAGCCAACAAGCGGAUCACUUACACCAAUCCCUACCCCUCCCGGAGGGUGUAUCACCUGCUCAGCAACCACCCUGACCUGCUGCAGUUCAAGGAGGACUCCUUCCAGGUUGGAGGAGGGGAAACCUAUACAAUCGGCCUACGAUUCGCCCCUAGUCAGAAGCCUGGGGAGGAGGAGAUUCUGAUCUACAUCAACGACCAUGAAGACAAAAAUGAAGAGACUUUUUGUGUGAAGGUCAUCUACCAGUAA
Molecule: messenger RNA, 4356 nt
Organism: Chrysochloris asiatica (Cape golden mole)
Lineage: Eukaryota; Metazoa; Chordata; Mammalia; Afrosoricida; Chrysochloridae
Gene: NPHP4
Product: nephronophthisis 4
Exons: 29
Coding region: 1-4356 (1451 amino acids)
Biological process (GO): negative regulation of canonical Wnt signaling pathway; protein localization to ciliary transition zone
Cellular component (GO): cytoskeleton; ciliary base; non-motile cilium
Source: RefSeq, a predicted model, not a curated record